UGACAUCAUUCCAUUUUCACACCUGACACACUUUAUCUACAGAUGUUUUUUAAAUUGCCUUUUUUUGGGGGUGUCUCCUUUGUUUUUUUCAGUUUUUAAUUGCUGUUUAUUUCAGACAUCAUUUCUUAAAGCUAGAAAAUUAGAUACAACUGUAAGUACCUAGAUAUUUUAAGGAACAAAAUUCUGAUACUGUUUUCCUUUGGGGGAAUUUGUGAACUAUUUAGUUACCACCAUCCCAUGAAAUGUAAUUUGGGAAAUACUAUGAAACACUAUAGAAAAAUCAGAAGCUGAAAUCUUUCUGACUGGAAUAAUAUUUUAAGUUACAUUUUAUUGAGUUUAUGAGAAUAAGAAAAAAUACAAUGCAGCAUUCUUCUGUUACUGUUCUGAGUGUUUGGAUUCACGGCCCUGUUUGGAAUUGAGCACAUGGAGUGUGCUAGUUGUCAGGUCAGGCUCUGUUGUCAUUAGGAUUUAGGUUUGAGUGGCAGGAACAUGUGACCACUGUGCAAGGGGUUAUUUUUGGUCUCUGGGUGUUGGCUUCUCCUCAGAAACCAUAGCAAGUUAGUGUCAGGUACGUCUGUGGAGGCUUGGGAUUGGCACCCGUGUUGUGUGCUUGUGAGCUCUCAAACAUGGGCUGUUGCUUCAGCAAAGGACUAAGUAGUGACAAUGACAGUGAAAAAAUUGGCCUGUUACAAAAAUCUGUGGAGGAGAAGGAACCAGAAAACAAGAUAAGUAAAACUUUAUCUUCAUUCUUCGGUACCUCUGAAGGUGAGCCGCUUCACGGUGUUGGCGUUGGUGCCAACAGUGCAGCUGCUGGCCUUAGUGCGUGGACAAGUAUUUUUGCUGAGUCUGAGCACAAACAGGGUCGUAGACCUAUGCGGUUGUUGAACCCCAUUUCCUCUCUUGCAUAUACAUUCUUAACAAGGUAUGAAAACUUGGAUGUAAGUCACAAGAAUUCAGAUACUGUCGUUAAUGAGCAGAAUUCUGAGGGAUCCUGUGAUCCACUGUGUGUGGGUAGUGGCAGCCGAGGCUGUUAUGAAGAGGAACUUUUCUCAUGUGUGCCAGUGUCUUCUGACCGAGGACUGCAGGAGGAAACCUUUGUGAGUGGCCAUCUGCACUGUUACCCAGCUAUUUGUAAAAACUCUUUAGUAGAGAAGGAAAUGGUCAGCAUUCACCCCAGUAGCAGUGAUGAGAAUAAGUCUUUAGACAUACCCAAUAAGGAGAAGAAAGAUGGAAACCCUGUUUGUGUUGGUCAUCAGCAAUGUCAGGGUUUAAGAAAGUGUGAGUUUCACAGCAUUUGUGUUGCAGACUCUGCCUUCCCGAGUGUAGGAGAGGAGCUGGGCGCCUGGGCAGGCAGAGUAACUGCAAGAGGAGAGUGUCGCUCUGCUGUGCCUUCAGCCCUGCGUUCCGUGUUAGGGGCUGGCGAGCCAGAGCCACCGCAGGAAGAGCUCUUGUCCCAGGACGCACUGGGUCCAGGUGAAAGGACAGGAAAAUGCAGUGGGAAAACCCAGCCUUGCCCUGAACUUGUGGCAUUCAGCCAUGCACCUUGUGAAGCAAAUGCUGAUAACACACAGGUCGAGUCUUUACAGGCAGAAGCUUGCACUGAAUUCCCUAAAAAUUACACAGAAAGUAGUGCACUACAUAAUGUUGACCUACUCCCUGAAGUAAAUAAUAACAUGGACAGUGACUCACUGAGAUGUGCGUGUGUCCUUCUGGAAGAAACUGAGAGCCGUAACUCAGGAGUAGGAAGUGAGAUGGAUCAUUCACCUGUUAGCUUCCUUACCGACACUGCGUGUGUUGCAGGGAGUAAUGACCAGGAGGCUGGUGUCAACCAGAAUUUACAUUCUAAAAAGGAGGGAGAAAAUAACUCUAUCAAACUACUAAGAGACAAUGAUUGUUUCUACCUGGAUGUUAGCAAAUCAGAUAGCAUCCUUCCCCUUGAUCUAGAUAGCAUUGAUUUAAGUCCCAAGAGGCCUGUCACUGCAGUGAGAUUUGGAAGUGGGUGUCUCUCAGGUCACACUAAUUCAAGAGAAGCACCCCCAAGCCAGCUUGAUGACUGCUGGGAGCUGCAAUCUGUCCCUGGGCCAGUGAGGAAGGUGCAGCGCAGAGGAGACUGUGGCCUGGAGGCCAGAAGUCCCUUGCUGGCAGACAGAAGAGAGCUGUCUCUGCAAUCUGAAAAUAGUGUCUUUUACCAAGAAGGGGACAGAAUUGGCGUUUUGGGGGCUAAGGGUCAUGGUAUAAGGGCUUUUGAGUUGAAAUCUUGGUGUCAAGCAGAUGAGGCUUCGACACAGUCUUGUGACCUAACUUGUGUGGAGCAUGUGGUGGACAUGGAGGGGACAGUGCAGAGGACAGACAACUCGAAGCUUAGCGUGACACAAGGAGUGCCCCCCAAUGGCAAGUCUCACUGUCACUCGAGGUCUCUUCAGAGUAACUGUGUUUCCUCCGCAUUGAUUUUCACCUGCACAGAGGAAGAAGAGAGGGAAAUAAGCCCAAGUGACAAAACAGAGGGUGAAAUAUGUGUGAAGAGUUUAGUCAGUGUGUCAGGAGACCAGCUGAGUGACCCCCAAAUGUUAGAAAGUGAUGAAAAAGAAUCACAGAAAGCAGAGUAUAGAGAGACCAGUGAAGAUGACACAGAGACUGUCAAGUCAGAUUCUCAAACAACCUGUGAGUGGGAAACAGGUGCACAAAGAUGUGAGGCAGUGCCAAAUCAAGAUGUACUCUCCUGCAUUAGUUUUAGUACAACAGAGAACCCUGAUUUUGAGACUGAUCAAAUAGAAAAAAAUUAUGAAACACACCGAGCAUAUGCCGGCAAAUACAAUGGUCUUAAUGUGUUACCACCUUUAAGUCAAAGUUUUAAUCCAGUUAUACAGAAGUCAGAAAUUACAGUAGAGAAAUCUGUUAGUAGUGGUGAAAGCCGAAAAUGGAAGGGAAUUUAUUCUGAAUCAAUUGAAGAAGCUUCUGUUGUCUUUGGUACUAAUAAAUCAGGGUUGAGUAAACCAAAACUAACAUGUAAAGAAGAGGAAGAGAGACUUUAUUUGGAGAAAGAAAGUAUUGACCCCAAAAUUAUGGACUGCCUGGGUCCAUGCGGGACAAAUGAAUGUGCAUACCGUUUCGAAGAAGGAAAUGCCAAGUCCACUCUUAAACAAUCUACUUUAAAUGGUGAAAUGGGUUUUAUGGGAAAAGCUAAGGUGAUUUUUGAAAAAAUAGAGUCACGUGACACUUCCGAUGGGCAAUUCUUUUUGGUUGGUGUUGAUCCCACCCUAGUGGACAGAUACACAGCUCUCCCCUGUGAUGCAGCCCAGGGGAUUCCUGCUGUCCCCAUGGACAGCAAGGAUGCUAUCGUAUCAAGUAGUGACCACAUUUUAUCACUCACAAAAGGUGUCCUAAAUAGAUCAGAACAUCCCUCAAAAAUGGAUUGGCAGAGUUUCCCAGAAGGAGUCUCCCGUUUUUUGGGUGAAUUUUCCUGUUACCCAAUGGGAGGGCUAGCAAAUCCAGUAUUUUCUGAAAGACUGGCCCAUGGUUGUGGUGGAUAUCAAGUGGGCUAUCUCUGGACUGAUACAGUCACAAAAGAUGUACUAGAAGUUGAAAAAAUAUUUAGUGAGGAUCUAUACCAUCAGCCACAGGACUUGGAAAUUGCUUCGUUUUCAGAAAACACUCCUCAGCUACCGGUGUCAGAGGACGGUGUUAUUUGGGGAUGGCAUGAUAGAGAUGGACAGUUCGUACCAGCAACUAAGGUUUCAGAGCUGAACCCUAAUGCAGAAGUGUGGGGGGCUCCUGUGUUACAUCUGGAAGCAAGCAGUGCAAAUGUGAGUGCCGCGUGGGAGGAGGCGCGUGGCCACCACUCAGACUGUGGCCAGCAGGGAUCGGAUGCCAGUGGUGAUGGUGACCAGAGCCAUGAGAAUGCAGCAUUGCCAGACCCACAGGAGUCGGACCCAGCAGACAUGAACGCUCUCACUCUGGGUCCUGCGGAAUAUGACUCUCUUCCUGAAAGUAGCGAAACAGGAGGAAAUGAGUCUCAACCAGAAAGCCAGGAAGACCCCCGAGAAGUACUUAAAAAAACAUUGGAAUUCUGCUUAUCUAGGGAGAACCUUGCUAGUGACAUGUAUCUUAUAUCACAGAUGGAUAGUGACCAGUAUGUGCCAAUCACAACGGUGGCUAACCUUGACCACAUCAAGAAGCUCAGCACUGAUGUUGACUUGAUUGUGGAAGUGCUAAGAUCUUUACCUUUAGUCCAAGUGGAUGAAAAGGGAGAAAAAGUAAGGCCAAAUCAAAAUCGCUGCAUAGUAAUAUUGCGUGAAAUCUCUGAAUCUACCCCUGUGGAAGAAGUAGAAGCACUAUUUAAAGGAGAUAAUUUACCGAAAUUUAUAAACUGUGAAUUUGCCUAUAAUGAUAAUUGGUUUAUUACAUUUGAAACAGAAGCUGAUGCACAACAGGCUUAUAAAUACCUUCGAGAAGAAGUCAAAACUUUUCAAGGAAAACCAAUUAAGGCGCGGAUUAAAGCAAAGGCGAUAGCUAUAAACACAUUUUUGCCAAAGAAUGGAUUUAGACCCCUGGACGUGAGCCUGUACGCCCAGCAGCGCUAUGCGACAUCGUUCUACUUCCCUCCCAUGUACAGCCCCCAGCAGCAGUUCCCUCUGUACAGCCUGAUCACGCCCCAGACGUGGUCAGCAACGCACAGCUAUCUCGACCCACCCUUGGUAACUCCAUUUCCAAAUACCGGAUUUAUAAAUGGGUUUACGUCUCCAACGUUCAAGCCUGCAGCGUCUCCUCUGACUUCCCUCAGACAGUAUCCUCCUCGAAGCAGGAAUCCUAGUAAAUCUCAUUUGCGCCAUGCGAUUCCUAGUGCAGAGAGAGGACCUGGGUUAUUAGAAAGUCCUUCAAUAUUUAACUUCACUGCAGAUCGAUUAAUUAAUGGUGUCCGGAGUCCACAAACAAGGCAAGCAGGUCAAACUAGAACACGGAUACAAAACCCUUCAGCAUAUGCCAAGAGAGAGGCUGCACCUGGGCGUGUGGAGCCAAGCAGUCUUGAAUCCUCUCCUGGUUUAGGGAGGGGAAGGAAGAAUUCCUUUGGCUACCGGAAGAAAAGGGAGGAGAAGUUUACAAGCAGCCAGACACAGUCUCCAACGCCACCAAAGCCUCCAUCGCCAAGCUUCGAGCUGGGGCUAUCCAACUUCCCUCCGUUACCUGGAGCUGCGGGCAAUUUGAAGACAGAGGACUUGUUUGAAAACAGGCUAUCUGGCUUGAUAAUAGGAUCAUCCAAAGAAAGGACCCUCAGUGCAGAUUCGAGCAUGAAUACUCUUCCUGUAGUGGUCUCCAGAGAGCCCUCGGUGCCUGCGUCUUGUGCUGUAUCAGCAACAUACGAGAGAUCCCCCUCCCCAGCUCAUUUACCCGAUGAUCCCAAGGUGGCGGAGAAACAGAGGGAAGCCCACAGUGUGGACAGACUUCCUCCCGCCCUCACUGCGACAGCAUGUAAAUCGGUGCAGGUGAACGGAGCCGCCACGGUACGUACCUCGUGCCUGCCUUCCUGCACGACAGCCGCGAGGCUCUGGUGUGAACAGACGCUGCGCACUCCUGCACCUGCUCGUUUUUUAAUCACAUCUAAUUUGGAAUUGCGAAAGCCCAGCUACGCAGAGAUUUGUCAGAGAACGAGUAAAGAGCCUCCUUCUUCCCCAUUGCAACCCCAAAAAGAACAAAAGCCAAACACUGCUAGUUGUGGGAAGGAGGAAAAGAAGCUGGCAGACCCUGUGGAGAGAUACCGGGAGCCCCCAGCCCUCAAGUCCACACCUGGAGCCCCCAGAGACCAGAGGCGGCCGGCAGGGGGCCGACCCUCGCCCUCAGCCAUGGGGAAGCGUCUCAGCCGAGAGCAGAGCACUCCCCCCAAGUCUCCUCAGUGAAAACCGUACGUCUGGGAGGGGUCGCAGAGCGCUGUGUUAACCACAAAUGAGACACUCUUCCCACUCAGUGCGAGGGCGAGCCGCUGGUUAGGAGCUUGCAGUGUCUGAGGCCCGUGGGAUCCUCAAGUUGGUUUUCUUCUGUGAGUUGGAUUCUCCCCUCUUGAAAAAAAAUCAAUUUUUCAGGAUUUAAUUAAUACAAACCUUAUUUUAGGUUGGUGCUUAACUGGAGGUGAUGUAUAAGUCUGAUUUUUUUUUUCCAAGAUAGAAAAUGCAUUUAUCCUAACAAAUUGGUAUUUUUUAUUAAGCCUCCAUGUGGCUCUGAACUUCGGCAAGCUAUAUAUAGUGAGUUUUUCUAAAUUAAGGGAACUAUAC
This is a messenger RNA of Cebus imitator (Panamanian white-faced capuchin), 6263 nucleotides long. RefSeq names its product La ribonucleoprotein 4B (gene LARP4B). The coding region runs from base 627 to 5891 and encodes 1754 amino acids. Gene Ontology annotation, cellular component: cytoplasmic stress granule; cytosol. The transcript has 16 exons. The record is from RefSeq and is a predicted model, not a curated record. NCBI's taxonomy places the organism in Eukaryota, Metazoa, Chordata, Mammalia, Primates, Cebidae. Gene Ontology annotation, molecular function: mRNA 3'-UTR binding. Gene Ontology annotation, biological process: positive regulation of translation.